UCAUUUUCCACAGACGUAGAAACUUCAAAAGAAGCAGAUAUCUGAUUCAAAGUGCUUCGAAGCAGCUGAGCAAAUUCCAAGCAAAGCACACGCCCACGGACACACAGAGAGAGAGAGAGAGAGAGAGAGUCAAUCAGUCAGUCUCCAUGCCUGACUCUGUGCUAAUUCUCUGCUCCCUUCCAUCCAUUCUGGCCCUACUUCUAAUCUUCAUUCUCAUCAAAAGAAAGCAAAGCAGACUGAAUCUCCCGCCAGGCAACAUGGGCUGGCCUUUUCUUGGCGAAACUAUCGGCUAUCUUAAGCCUUACUCUGCUACUUCAGUUGGAGAGUUCAUGGAGCAACACAUAUCAAGGUACGGCAAAAUUUACAAGUCUAAUUUGUUCGGCGAGCCGACAAUAGUCUCGGCAGAUGCUGGGCUUAAUAGAUUCAUCUUACAGAACGAAGGAAGAUUAUUUGAAUGCAGCUAUCCUAGAAGCAUAGGUGGAAUUCUUGGAAAAUGGUCGAUGCUGGUAUUAGUUGGAGACAUGCAUAGAGACAUGAGGAGUAUCUCACUCAACUUCUUGAGCCAUGCCAGGCUUAGAACCCAUCUCUUGAGAGAAGUGGAGAAGCAUACUUUGCUUGUACUGAAUUCCUGGAAGGAGAAUUCUACAUUUUCAGCUCAAGAUGAAGCCAAGAAGUUUACCUUCAAUUUGAUGGCAAAACAUAUAAUGAGCAUGGAUCCCGGAAUGCCCGAGACCGAGCAGCUGAAGAAAGAAUAUGUUACCUUCAUGAAGGGGGUGGUAUCGGCUCCUCUGAAUUUUCCUGGAACUGCGUAUAGAAGGGCAUUACAGUCUCGAUCAACCAUCCUGAAGUUUAUUGAGGGCAAAAUGGAAGGCAGGAUUCAGAAAAUGAAGGAGGGAAGAGGAGAUAUGGAGGACAAUGAUCUUCUUGGAUGGGUCUUGAAGCAUUCCAAUCUUUCAACCGAGCAAAUUCUUGACUUGAUUCUAAGCUUGCUCUUCGCUGGCCAUGAAACUUCAUCAGUGGCCAUAGCUUUAGCUAUAUACUUCUUGCAAGGUUGUCCCAGUGCUGUUCAACAGCUAAGAGAAGAACACCUUGAAAUUGCCAGACCCAAGAAGCAAUCAGGAGAAGUGGAUUUGAAUUGGGAUGACUACAGGAAAAUGGAUUUCACCCAAUGUGUUAUUAAUGAGACACUCCGGCUUGGUAAUGUAGUAAGAUUUCUCCACAGAAAGGCACUCAAAGAUGUUCGGUAUAGAGGGUAUGACAUUCCAUGUGGAUGGAAAGUGCUUCCGGUGAUUGCAGCCGUGCACUUGGAUACUUUUCUUUUUGACCAGCCUCGACAGUUCAAUCCGUGGAGAUGGCAGAAUAAUGGAACGCGUGAAUCUUCAUCCAGUUGCCCGAGCAUGACAACAAGUAAUAACUUCUUGCCCUUUGGGGGAGGACCACGACUGUGUGCCGGAUCAGAAUUGGCCAAACUUGAAAUGGCCGUAUUCAUCCACCAUCUGGUCCUCAACUACCACUGGGAGUUGGCCGAUAUGGAUCAAGCUUUCGCCUUCCCUUUUGUUGAUUUCCCAAAAGGCCUACCAAUCAGAGUUCAACACCACAGUUUCAUAUAGCUAGCUACAAGACAACAGCUAGCCCAUGCAUGCAUAAAAACUUUCAAGAAAAGACACCUCUCCAUCGGUCUCAGCCUCUCAGCCUCUCAUAUAUGCUAGCUGGACAUAAAAAAAACACAAAACAAAAGCUAGCUCAUUUGACGUGACGAUUGAGUUCUUGGAUUUUCCAACGGCUUAGUGUAAGUUUGUUUUGACUACAUGCAUUAUGCAGCUCACAUGAGCAAAGGGAAGACAAAGAAAUGAAGUACACAUGCAAGAUCCUUCCUAGCCAGGGCCACCCUAAAUUGUAAAUUUGUUUUCCUCUAGUCCCUUCAUGCUGGGGCUUGGGAGGAAUUAUAUAUAUAUAUAUAUAUAUAUAUAUAUAUAUAUAUAUAUAUAUAUAUAUAUAU
Messenger RNA from Alnus glutinosa, 1999 nucleotides. RefSeq names its product cholesterol 22-monohydroxylase CYP90B51. Gene Ontology annotation, molecular function: oxidoreductase activity, acting on paired donors, with incorporation or reduction of molecular oxygen; monooxygenase activity; heme binding. The record is from RefSeq and is a predicted model, not a curated record. The transcript is spliced from 8 exons. Lineage: Eukaryota; Viridiplantae; Streptophyta; Magnoliopsida; Fagales; Betulaceae. Gene Ontology annotation, biological process: sterol metabolic process. Bases 147 to 1610 code for a protein of 487 amino acids.